ACCUGCUAUUGUCGGGUAACUCAAGGUUAUUCGCGCAAAAUUUCCCCUCGUCGGUCACCCCGCCUCUGACCAAGGGUUCCGGCGACUCCCAUGGCCGGCCGCCACCGCAACCCGCCGCCGCCCUCCUUCCCUCGCGGCGGAGGACACCACCAGCCUCCUCCCACGCUCCACCACCACCCCCAUCACCUGCCUCACCGCCUCGACGAGUUCCGCGAGCCGCCGCCGCGGCUCCCCCCGCACCCGCACCAGCACCUCGACGACUUCCGCGAGCCGCCCCACCUGCCGCCCCCGCACCACCGCCACCUCUACGAGUUCGGCGAGCCGCCGCGCGGCCACCCAGCGCACCACGUGUUCGCGGGCCACCACGGGGGCGGGGGCGGGGUCCACCCCCUGCCCCCGACCGCUGCGCCGCACGUCGUGGCGGCGCUGGAGGAGCGGCUCGGCGCGGAGAUCGAGGAGGCGCACGUGCUGCUCGGCCAGAACCAGCGGCUGGCGGCGACGCACGUGGCGCUCGUGCAGGAGGUCUCCGCCGUGCGGCACGAGCUCGGCCGCACCGCUCGCGGCCUCGCCGCUGCCCAGGAGGAAGGUGACCUCCGUCUUCGCGAGGUCUAUGAGAGAUCAAUCAAGAUGGAGGCAGAGCUGCGGGCAGUAGAUGAAAUGAGGGCAGAGCUUGCGCAGGUUCGCCUCGACAUCCAAAAGUUGGGUUUAGCAAGGCAAGAACUCAUGGGUCAGGUCCAGGGGUUCACCCAGGAUUUGGCUCGAUCAGCAGUGGACUUGCAGCAAGUGGCGGCAUUGAAAGCUGAAAUCCAGGAGAUAAGGCAUGAAACCCAACAUUUGAGAUCUGGCAUUGAGGUUGAGAAGAAAGGAUAUGCAGAGAGCUAUGAGCAGGGACAAGAGAUGCAGAAGAAAUUGAUUUCAGUGGCUUCUGAAGUGGAGAAGCUUCGAGCUGAGGCUGAGAAGAGGUCACGAGCUGCUGUUUCUGUAGGCAAUCAAGUGUACGCUGGAGGCUAUGGGAAUCCCAAGGCCGCAUAUGCUGCAAAUCCUUAUAAUGCUGGAUACAGCACAAAUCAAGCAAACACUGCUGAUUCUGGCUCUCAAUACGGGCCUGGUUCAACGCACGCUCCGUGGGGUGCCUACGACAUGCAAAGAGCUUCUGGACGGAGAUGAUCUUUUCAGUUGUCAGCAAAUUAGAAGCAUACGUUUCACGGACGACCUAACGGCUUUGGCUUCUAUGCAAAUGCAACACACUGAAUAUGAAUGAUGCAUUGCCGAAUGUAAGUUGUACUACUGUACAUGUUACGACAAAUUCAUAGUGCUGAUGGAAACUGCAAAUUUGUGUCAUCAGCAUUUUCCACUAGUAAUUAGGCAUGCAUUUCUGCGGCAGUAAUUACUUUCGAUCUA
Molecule: messenger RNA, 1401 nt
Organism: Oryza brachyantha (malo sina)
Lineage: Eukaryota; Viridiplantae; Streptophyta; Magnoliopsida; Poales; Poaceae
Product: protein FLX-like 1
Exons: 5
Coding region: 91-1167 (358 amino acids)
Source: RefSeq, a predicted model, not a curated record